Messenger RNA from Amaranthus tricolor (Joseph's coat), 3331 nucleotides. RefSeq lists its product as uncharacterized. The coding region runs from base 185 to 2563 and encodes 792 amino acids. Lineage: Eukaryota; Viridiplantae; Streptophyta; Magnoliopsida; Caryophyllales; Amaranthaceae. The record is from RefSeq and is a predicted model, not a curated record. The transcript is spliced from 4 exons.
CUCCAUCCUCUUUCAAAAUCAUUUCCAAAAGUAAGGAAAAAAAGAAAAAACAUUCCACCGUCACCACUCACCAGUCUUUCAAAUUCUCCAUUUGCUUCCUUUAUUGUGCCCUAACUAAAACCCUUUUCACUUCCUCCAUUAAAACCCGCCAUUUUCACCUCUUCUUCCUCCUUCCCUCUCCUCAAUGACGUCACAUUCCUACUCUCUUGAUUCUCAAUCGAAAUCUUCCGACCUUGCGGCAAAAUUCUUCGACGCCAAUUCUCCGACUCAAAUCGUCGCCGCAAUCGCCGCCGUCGAAUCUCACCUCACUACUCAUUCCGCUGAUCAAAAUCGCCAUUUUUUCUCCAUCGCUUUUCCGGCUUUUCUCUGUAAGUUCUUUGGCUUUGAUGUUUCUUCUUCGUCUUCAUCUUCUUCUCCUAAACCGCCUUCUCCUUCCGGUUGGAUCGAUACAGUGUCGUUGUUGAACGAUUCCGACCUCGCUGGUAAACUAUUCAACCUUUUGUCUCCUCAUGGAACCCUAAUUAACUCGAUUAUGGCUGUUGAUCGAUUAUCUCUUGUUAAAUUUGUGUUUCCGGCUGAAAGGUUACCUGAGUGGGUUAGGUUUUUGCUUUCUAAUGAGAGAGAUUGUCGAAUGUUAUCUGAUUUGUGUCCGUUGUUUAAAGGUAGGAUUAAAGAGGAUGAAGUUAAAGGGAAUUUUCAAGUUCAUUUGAAUGUUUUUGAGUAUUUUAUAUUUUGGUUUGCUUAUUAUCCUGUUUGUAGAGGUAAUUCUGAAAUUGCUGGAACUAUUUCUGUUAGAAGUAGUAGGAAGUCUAAGCUGGAGAAUUGGUCGAUAUCCAUUCCGGUGAUUUCCAGUAGUGGUAAACGCAUGUCGGAGCAGAAGAGUAAUUGUAAUUUGUAUAUGAAGCUUUUGUAUGCAUAUCUUCGUGCUUUUGUCCCUAUCGAUGAUUUAAAUGCACAUCAUCAACCUUACCGUAGUUCGCUUCUUCAUUACUCGUCUAGUUAUGAUGAUUCUGUUGUUCUUCGUGCGGAGUUCUUUGUUGAGAGUUUGGUUCAUUAUUGGUUGGUUGAUAAUGAUUUGUCGCCUUUGGCUGUGAAUGUGUGUAAAUCAUUUGGAUUGUCUUUUCCGUUUCGGUCAGUGUUGGGAGUGACCCCUCCAGCUUCAGGGUUGGGAGAGGUGGUGAAGUUGCUGGUGAACUACUUGAAUUUGAACUCUAUAGAGUUGGCAGGUUGGUCGAAGCAAGUUGAGUAUGGUGGUAGUCCAUCAUACAAGUUGAGUUCGAGUGAUUUUGGGAAAUCUAUGGAGGUUCAGUUUGUUUUGCCUAGUUUGCCAUCUGGUGGUUCCUGGAACUCCUAUAUCCAAAGGCCGGUGUAUAGGUUCCUUCUACGGACAUUUUUGUAUUGUCCUAUGGGGUCUUCUAUGAAGAAUAUUUCCGACGUCUUUUCUGUUUGGAUUAGUUACAUUGAACCAUGGAAGCUCAUCAAGGAAGAACUCAUAGAGCUUGAUGCAAUGACAGAUGCUUCCAAGAGGAAUCUGGACAAAGACGGUGGUGACUCCAACCAGCGACAAUAUUCAAUCACUUGGCAAGGCUAUGUGCUGUCCAAUUAUCUGUUCUACACGUCACUGGCUAUGCAUUUUAUUGGUUUUGCUCACAAGUUUCUUCAUACUGAUGCUGAAACAAUUGUCCGAAUGACAUCAAGGGUGAUCGACAUAUUAACAUCUUCGAAAGAGUUGCUGGAACUCUUAAAGAACGUUGACACCAUUUUUCAUUCAAAAACUGCUGCUGGGUCUGGUAAAUCAGCACCGAGUAAUUUGAAUAAAUUUAUUCCACAGAUACGUGAGCAACUAGAGGAUUGGGAGGAUGGCUUAAGUGAGAAUGAUGCAGAUGGUUCCUUCUUACAUGAGAACUGGAACAAAGACCUUAAGCUCUUUGAUAAUGGUGAGGAUGGUGGCUCUCAGCUGCUUCAGCUGUUCAUCUUGCGGGCAGAGACAGAGCUUCAGGCAAUCUCAGGUGAUAAUCUUGCGAACAACCUCCAGUACUUACAAUCAUUGAAAGAAAAGUUGCGCUGUUUAUUUGGUGAUCACGUCUCGAAGCAGCCUUCUUUGUCUCCAAGAACAGAGCAGCAUCAAUACUUCCGUGAUGAGCUAUUUAAACCUAGGAAGCUUGGAAAAGGUUCAAUUGCCAAUGGCGACUACAAAGGUGAUUCUUUAAGGCGACCAAUAUCAGAUUAUGAAGUUGCUUGGCUUGCAAAGCUUCUGAUCCACUUAUCAGUCUGGCUAAAUGAAACUCUAGGGCUAAAUCAUAGUGAAGUUGGUGUUAGUUGCCCUUAUGUGGAAAUACAAACUAAUGCGGUUAAUGAGUAUGGUUUGUCUGAGUUCUUGAAAGUUGUUAUGUGUUCCAUUGUCUCUUGGGUUAUAGCUAUGCGCUUGGCUAUAUCAAGGUUGAUGAUAAGACAUGGACUGAAGGUGAACCUCAGGGUCUUUGCCUCCAAGAAGUUUGUAUCGAUGGUGUUUAUUCUCGCCUUGUUUAACAUGCUGAAGAGGGCUAUGAGGUCAUUUUGGUAAACUGAGUAUAUGGAUUAGUAGAUACAAUCAUACAAUCAUACAAUCAUACAAUCAAGAAGAGUGUCUAUGACAAGAUUUUGCUGAGGUACUUUUAUUACUGUAAAUACGACUUGCACACAGGUAGGUUUGGUGAAAGAUAAUGGUUUUUAUAGGUUAUCUAGUUUGGAACUCGUUUCUGCUUAUUCCAUGUGUUUCUGUUUUACUGAGCCCACUCAAUGAAGCAGCUGCUUUGGUUAAUGUAGAAAAAUCCUACUGAAUGUGUUAUUUUGGAUCUUCCGUCUUCAAUGCCAUACUAGAAGCGUUGGCCUCGUAGUCAAGGUUAUUAUUAAACCAAGGUGGGAUGUCGAGUUUUUUACUUCAAAUCGUUGAUGUUACUGCAAAGGUUGAUUUUAUUAUUUUGAUUCUGGAACUGAGAUCUCAAUGCUGUUCAUCAUGCUGUACAUUGAUGAACCUUACAAUGUGGUUCUUUACGUAAGAUUUGAGCAAACCGACUGGAGCUAAGUAUUGGUAUCCCUACUCCUAUGGUCUAAACUAUGAUGAUUAAGUGAUCUAUGAUUGCAAAGGUAUGCAAUUGUAUUUGUUAAUUUCUGACCGAGCCUCCUCUGAGGGAUUCGUCAUUGUCUGUUGUCACUUUGGUGAAAUGAACAGUCAUUCUUAUUUAUAGGUAAGCAAUGUAGUUGUAUUACAAUUUACAGCCAAAAAUUCACUGUUUGGAGGUGCCAUUAAUAUAAUCUCACUGCUUAUAGCUGUGUUGUCUAUUGCUGUUGA